AGAAAAAAAAAAAGAAAAACGGGACUGCUAACCCACCUUCUUCCUCCUCUCUUGCUGUUACUGCGGAGCAGGGGAGGGGGGAUUUUGUACAGCACCACCAACACCUCCUCUGCUCCGCCGCACCACCACCACCUCUUCGCCUUCGCUGACGUCCGCCUCUUUAAAAUCGCCGAGCCCGCCUCCCUCAGCCGCCGCAUCGUUCAAUCGUUCGAGAAUGGGAAGAUCUCCUUGCUGUGAGAAAGCUCACACAAACAAAGGCGCGUGGACUAGCGAGGGAUGCUGGCGGUCCCUGCCCAAAUCCGCCGGACUCCUCCGCUGCGGUAAGAGUUGCUGCCUCAGGCCGGACCUCCAAGACUUAAAACCAUUUUUCACAUACUGAACCUCUGAAAACACACACACACACACACACAUCAAAUAAGAUAAUGGCAAAGGAGUUGAAAGAAAGCUCCAUGUACAUAGAACCUAAGCCAACCACAGAAGCUCGCCUAGAAAACGGUGAAGAAGCAAGCAAGAACUUCGACGACGAUGGCCGUGUCCGAAGAACCGGGACGCUGUUGACGGCGAGUGCACACAUAAUAACGGCGGUGAUAGGGUCGGGAGUGCUGUCACUGGCUUGGGCAAUAGCGCAGCUAGGUUGGGUUGUGGGCCCCGCCGUAUUGUUCGCCUUCUCUGUCAUAACAUACUUCACCUCCACCCUCCUCGCCGACUCUUACCGCUCUCCCGGCCCUGUCCAUGGCACCAGAAACUAUACUUACAUGGAUGUUGUUUUUAAUUUGGAUAAUUUCUUCCUUGAAUUGAUUGUGUUGAAUUGAAAUUGGAUUUACUCAUUCACAGAUUAGCUGUA
This is a messenger RNA of Erythranthe guttata (spotted monkey flower), 844 nucleotides long. The record is from RefSeq and is a predicted model, not a curated record. NCBI's taxonomy places the organism in Eukaryota, Viridiplantae, Streptophyta, Magnoliopsida, Lamiales, Phrymaceae.